AUGUUAACGACUGUUAUGGGAAAUCGCAAACUUUCGUUCCCUUGCGAUCAGCUAUACGUAUGCGAUUUGGAGAUGGCAUUUUUCAUCAAAUUUCGAGAGUUGUCGUUUUCAAUCUUCAAAGUCUUGUCAUUAUUCAAAUAUUUCACGAUCGUUACAAAGCAAAUUGCUUUUUCUAAUAACGUUUAUGAAUUGAGGAUGCAAGUUUUACUUUCUACUUCAGACUAUUUAUUCAAGAAACGAACAGAGGGAGUAGUAAUUGCUCCUCAAGAAAGUUGUUUUCCUGAAGGGUGCGUGAGUAUUAAAGGCCUGAGAAUCAUCGCGCAUCGAAAUCCAUCCCGCGUAGAAGUGCUACCCAGACCACCAAAUCAAAUAAUGUUUCGAAUUAUUGACUUUGACUUUCACAUCGCAGGUACGCUGUUUGGGCAGAUAAAUCCGUUACUGCUUAUACCUAUAACAUUGCCUAUAUAUGGCAUUUUGACAGUAUCUGCACGUCAAUUGGGAAUAGAAGCCAUAUUUGAUAUUCAAAAAACCACAAAAGAUAUUCCGUUUAUUCGGAUGAUUAGCUGCGAUUUAUUUCAUGAUUUUGUAUUGGCUAGGAUAGAAAAUAUGGGUUUGCUUACAGAGAUCGUAAAUGCCAAAUAUCAGCAAGAAAUGACAGCAAAAGCUCGGAAAAUGUUACAAGAUACUUUAUGUAAUACUGUAAACAACGUGAUCCACAAUGAAAUGAACUCUCGCCUUUCUGAAAUCCCACGAAAAUUAUCAGUUGAUAACUUGUUCGCAAUAUUUUUUGAGAAAUCAGAAGAUUUUAAGGGACAGAAGAAAAAAAGAGCACUGAAACUAGAAUCUAAUCAUCUUCCAGUUUACAUGAAUUCUCAGAAUAUUUCCGAUGCACAAUUAUCUAAUGAAUUUGAAUUAAUCCCAUCGAGAAGACCAUUUUCUAUUGGAUCCCAAUAUGGUAGUAAUAUUCACCAAACAACCGUAAACUCUCGACCCUUUUCUGCAUUUAAUAACCAAGCAUCACAAAAAUCUCCAGAAACAAAUAUUACUAACAGCACUUGGCAAGAUUUUCUAAGAAAGUUGGCAUUUUUGAUCAUUUCACUGAGUAUUUUGGAUACAAGCGCAACACUUGACAAAUUUUUCAUCGGUUUUGAUGGCAACGUUAAUUUUGGAGUGCGCGAUCGAACUGAAAUUCCUUACAAACGACCGGAGAGAUUACGGUUUCCUGGAAUUAAUGAUGAAAAUAACAUGGAUUUGUUGAUUUCCGAAUAUACUAUUAAUACUCUCUUCCUAAAAGCCCAUGAGAUUGGUGCUUUGAAAUUUAAUAUUUCCUCUACAACUCCAACUUUUGGGAAUUUAUUACGUACUACGUGUACAUUAGAUGAAAUUUGCAUGUCAGAUGUUGUUCCUGAAAUUGGUGAAAGGUAUCCAAAUGAGCACCUAGAAAUAAUUUUAAGCAUUACUGAACCACCAAAAGCGGUGAUUUCUACAGGUUCCGCUACUAUAACACUCAAAGGUCACGCAACAAUUUUUGUACGAAAAAGUUCCAAGGAAAUUGGUAGUAUACCAUUCAGCUCAAAAAUACAAUGUAAUAUUUCCACUUCUCAUCAUCGAAUUUUUGGCAAUUUUCUGUGCUUGAAAGUUUGCUUGCUAGCGAUAAAACUUUUAGGAUCGGCUAAGGUAAUAAAACUAGAUUUUGCCGAGAACACAGAUUUUCUUGGUUUGUUGCCACAAUCCCUAAACGGUUUGCGAGAAACGAUCAAGAGGACUCUGACUAAUCUAAUGAGUCAGAAGCUUAAAACCGGAUUGGAUCUGAAGUCAUUCUCAUUUAACCGACUCUCAAACAUAUCCUUCAGUCUUGUAGAUGACGCUAUUUUGUUCCAAGCGAAUUUUAACAUCGAACGAAGUUUCUACUGA
Messenger RNA from Thelazia callipaeda (thelaziosis nematode), 1914 nucleotides. The record is from the annotation of a GenBank genome assembly. Lineage: Eukaryota; Metazoa; Nematoda; Chromadorea; Rhabditida; Thelaziidae.